AUGAAGGAAAGAGCAGUGCCAGGGAUGUUUGGCAAGGCGAAACCCCUUCCAGGGCAGCAAGGCUACAAAGUCAAAGAAUCCGAGCGACUCGAACAUGAAGCGUUGCAGAUGGAGGCCCAGCUCAAACAGGUCAAGGUGAGCAUGGCGCAGCAGCAGGCGCAGCGCGAAAAAGAUCAUUCCAAGAUGAAGGGCGGAAAUCGAUGGCGAAGUGCGCGCGAAGACCGGGGAAGUGUCCGGCAGUAUGCGCAGGACGUCAAGACAAAAGUUCCUUCCAAGGCAAAGAAAGCAUCCAAGAAAGGAGAAAGUGGGGGGCAGCUCACAGCUAGUCGCUGUGUCGUCGCCGAUUGGACCGUUCCACAGGUGACUGAAUGGCUGGCAUCGAUCCGCCUAGGCCAUCUUGCAUCGACGUUCGAAUUCAACGAAGUCAACGGUGCAGUCGUGCUAGACUUGACCCCAGCCGACUUGGACUACCUGCAAGUGACCGAGUCAAGCGAACGAAAGGCAUUAUUACAGCAAAUUGAACAGCUCAAGCGCAGCAGCAGCAGCGGUAGGGGAGGCAUCGCCACAAACAACCAGCAGAAUCACGUCCAGCAACGAGAAGUUGUGGACAACAAACUCCAUGACGCUCCGCUGGCAUUGCCCCCGAAAAAAGUCGCACAUUGGUCGCAGUUGACGCCGUUAGCCGAAUCAGGGACAGGUCGUCCGUCUGGCGAAGUGCCAGUGAACUUGGCCGACGGAGAUUUCAACGAAGACGACAGCCAUGCGUCCUUCUUGAAGGCGCUGCUGGACUGGCGGGCGUCUGACCAACAGAGAGCGGAUGAAGGGGCCAAGGACGGCGACGACGACACACUAUUCUGGACAAAUCCGCUGGCCGAUAUCGCCCCCACACCGCCCCUCCUUGGAGGAAAGCUCCUGAGUGGUGACUUCGAUGAAGAACAGAGCCAUGCAAACUUUUUGCAAGCAUUGCAGGCAUGGCGAGGAAACGACCCGCCUGCGAACCAACACCGGCCAGAGCAGGCCACCGCGAGCACAGGGAGUCCCGUGGAAGCAAAGGCAAGUUGUUGGCAGUGCUAUCGGUUGUACAAGGCGGGGUGUGUUGUUCAGGACGAAGUAUCAAAGCACGCGUUUUGCUCUCGACCAUGUCUGGACAAAUAUCUCAAGGAGUAUGCUCGAUUUUACAGAUCUGUGGCCGACAUCGUAGUGUAG
Aphanomyces invadans is the source of this 1206-nucleotide messenger RNA. RefSeq lists its product as hypothetical. Bases 1 to 1206 code for a protein of 401 amino acids. The transcript has a single exon. Gene Ontology annotation, cellular component: motile cilium. The record is from RefSeq and is a predicted model, not a curated record. NCBI's taxonomy places the organism in Eukaryota, Oomycota, Saprolegniomycetes, Saprolegniales, Verrucalvaceae. Gene Ontology annotation, biological process: cilium movement. Gene Ontology annotation, molecular function: zinc ion binding; protein binding.